Molecule: messenger RNA, 1953 nt
Organism: Fusarium venenatum
Lineage: Eukaryota; Fungi; Ascomycota; Sordariomycetes; Hypocreales; Nectriaceae
Source: RefSeq, a predicted model, not a curated record
AUGGAGAGGGGACUGAGACAGACAAAUGAGUCAUUCACCGAAAGCGUUUCACUUCAAGUCCAGAAACGGCUGUCUACGGUGCAAAGCGAGAAAGGUGAACCCAGUCUGCAUUCCCAGCGAUACGCAGUAACUAAAUUUGCCAGAUCAAAUGCGACGAAAAGAAGCCAACUUGCGGUCGCUGCGAAGCGAGAAAUCUUCACUGCCCUGGAUAUGCUCUUAAUGUUCGAUGAGCCAGUGCAAACUGUGCCGCAACAACCACUGCCGGAUGAUCCGUCACUGUUGGCUCGUACCACUGAAACAUCUAUUCGAGACGACGAGUCUGAACCCUGGUUGAACAUGCCAAGCCAGUGGGAUUCCAUGCCAUCUGUGACUCCUCCUCAUGUAGAAGCCACUGAUGCUGCUGUUGUCCUACUGGAGCCCGAGUCUAUGGAAUCUCCUGAUGCUACUUGGGAGUGUCCUGAUUUGGAUGGUAUGGCAUGGUCCGAUAUCCAAGACACUCUCCCUUUACCAUUUAGUGUCAUAGAACAGCUGAGUGGCCCUCGAGUUCUACAAACUGAGGACAUAUCGGCAACACAAUUGCUGCCUCCGACAUCGGAAAACCCUUUCCAGAUCACAACUCUACCUCAGCGUCCGAUGAUGGACCAAGUACAAGUGCCACGUCAAAUACUUCAUGUUCCCACCGCCCUCUCCGAGUACUUCUUCUCAGAGGUCAUUCCUCUUUACUGUGUUUGGGACAGCAAGCUGAACAUAAUGCGUAAUAUUACCGAGACCAUGUGGCAAUCAUCCGGUGCUCUGCAUCACACUAUCCAAAGUAUGGCGGCAGCAUGUCUAUCAGAAAAUUUCCCUCAUUUGCUACCAGUAGCCAGACAAGAACAUUCUCGCGCUCUAGUAUUUAUCAAAGACAAAACAACAGUAACGGCCCAAAAACAGGCUAUGGCUCUGGCUGCUACUUUCUUGGGUCAUACAUCAAGCUGGAUAAGUCCAGACAAUCUCGCCCCGGACAUGUAUCAAACUAGUUGGGAUAUUCUUGAUGAGAUGACUACCGACAAUGGAAGUUCGGCAACGUCCUUCUUUGACAAUACCAUGGACUACUGGGCGAUGCUGCUUGCAUACCUAACUGACACCCAGCACCUAAGAAUCUCUAAGAAAUAUUCUCCUCUAGCCGCGACAAGACAAGAAAAGCUAGUAGAGCCGCACCCCUACUGCGGUAUAUCUAACGGAGUCAUCAAGAUACUGAGAGACAUUGGAAUUAUCAUAUUCACUUACAGAAACCAAAUGUCAAAAGCCAGUUUCAUGACAGAGGAACACGUCGACGUCUUCAGGCAUUCACUGCGAGAGGCAAGACGCCUGGAGAGAGUCCUAUUGGCCCAUCGACCGCCCGACAUGUCACAGAUCAAAGACCCAGGUGAUCCGCAAACGCCGCUGAAGCAUCUAGAGCUAAUGGACGAGGCUUAUCGAUUUACCGGUCUGUUACAGCUGUACCGUGUCUUCCCAGAUCUUCUCAUUGAGCGCUAUGCGCCAUGGGAUCAAGAGAAAAUACUCCAGCCUCUACCGGGGACCAAAGCCCCGACCAUUGAGGAAAGACAAACUUGGCUUACCGAACUAGCAUUGCAUGUCAUUACAAUCUUGGAAACUAUUCCAUUUGAAUCACACACUCGCAGUGCCCAGCCAUUCAUCAUGGUCGCGGUAUCUAGCGAAUUAGUACUUAGUUCUAAGCAAACAUCUUCAGGCGACGACUUUGAGACCCUUGAUCAUUUACCAUUUCGUGUUACUAGGGCUCGCAAGUUUCUUGCUUCUAGAUUAGCAGCAUAUACUCAUAUCUUACCCCUGCAGAAGACUCGGGCUAUUUCUCAACUCAUCAAUCAUAUCUGGGCGGCUCUAGAUGCUGGGGAACAGCAGGUCUACUGGUUGGACGUGGCAUAUGAGAAGAAAAUGGGCACAAUGUUUGGUUGA